This is a messenger RNA of Vidua macroura (Pin-tailed whydah), 971 nucleotides long. It is a transcript of the gene AK3, whose product is annotated as adenylate kinase 3. Gene Ontology annotation, biological process: nucleobase-containing compound metabolic process. Bases 198 to 767 code for a protein of 189 amino acids. The transcript is spliced from 6 exons. The record is from RefSeq and is a predicted model, not a curated record. Gene Ontology annotation, cellular component: cytoplasm; mitochondrion. Gene Ontology annotation, molecular function: ATP binding; AMP kinase activity. Lineage: Eukaryota; Metazoa; Chordata; Aves; Passeriformes; Viduidae.
ACCGUCUCCGCUCGGAUUAUCAAGCACUUCGGCGUGAAGCACCUCUCCAGCGGCGACCUGCUGAGGGACAACAUGCAGAAGAAGACAGGUUUUGUGCAAGACCAUAAAGCAUCAGAAUCAUGCUGAAGGUUGUGUGAGAAGAGGAAAUUGCAAGUGGAAAUAUCAUAUUGCUUGAAUUGAAGUGGGAGCCUGAAGUGAUGAAGAGAGAAGUGAUUAGGCAAAGAAUUCUAGAAGUGGGAAUCCUUGCCAAGUCCUACAUUGAUCAAGGGCAGCUUAUUCCAGAUCACAUCAUGACACAACUAAUGCUGACUGAGAUAAAAGGUCUAGACCAGUACAAUUGGCUAUUGGAUGGUUUCCCCAGAACAGUUGCUCAGGCAGAAGCCCUCGAUAAAGAAUGUCACAUAGACACUGUAAUUGACCUGGACGUGCCAUUUGAGACCAUAAAGUGUCGGCUUACAGCACGCUGGAUCCACCCUGCCAGUGGCAGAGUCUACAAUCUUGAAUUCAGUCCUCCCAAAGUGCAGGGCAUUGAUGACAUUACUGGUGAGCCGCUUGUUCAGCGUGAUGAUGACAAGCCAGAAACUGUCAGCAAGAGGCUUCAGGCUUAUGAUGCACAAACAAAACCUGUUCUAGAAUAUUAUCGGAAAAAAGGGUUAUUGAAAUCCUUUUCUGGAACAGAAACCAAUAAGAUCUGGCCACAUAUCUAUGCUUUCCUUCAAACCAAGUUGCCAGACAUGAGCCAGAAAGAUGCUGCCAACCCGAGGUGAAAAUGGGUGAAACUUCUGCUCAUCUUUUAUAUCUCACUCCCGAUUACAUGAGAUUCCGCAAUCAAGGAUUUGUCCGAGUAGUCUACCAGACUCAUCAAUAAUUUAAGUCCAAUGCUGUCCUUAACUUACACUAUGGUAAAAUUUUGUUGCCUGUGGUUACCACUUCAAUGCUGUAUUUUUUUAUAUUAAAUAAUUUAAAAAAUA